This is a messenger RNA of Cornus florida, 1858 nucleotides long. RefSeq names its product peptide deformylase 1A, chloroplastic. The coding region runs from base 649 to 1479 and encodes 276 amino acids. Gene Ontology annotation, biological process: peptidyl-methionine modification; N-terminal protein amino acid modification. Gene Ontology annotation, molecular function: peptide deformylase activity. Gene Ontology annotation, cellular component: chloroplast; mitochondrion. The record is from RefSeq and is a predicted model, not a curated record. The transcript has 4 exons. Lineage: Eukaryota; Viridiplantae; Streptophyta; Magnoliopsida; Cornales; Cornaceae.
AAAUAGUAUCCCAUUUACUCCGUUUUAAAAUAAGUGACCUAGAAAUUAUCAUGUCAAUCGUGCUUAAAAUUCAUCAUAAAAAAAUAUUAAAAUACACCGUAGAAAAAUGUUGGAUGCACUCUCACUUUUAAAAAUGAGGAAAUAAAUUACCGGAGAUAGAGAGAAUCCUGAUUCAUCGUGGUAUUAAAUAAUGAGGAUUUUGUUUAUUGUUUUAUUUUAUAAAAAAUGGGCACCUCCUGUUCUUUGUUUUAAAUGUCAAUACAAUUAAAACAUUUUGAAAACUACUUACACGAAUAAUAUGCAAAGCGGUUCGGACUCCGGAGUACCGCUUUCAAAUAAAAAAUCAGAAUUUCUUUAAUUUUAAAUUUUUUUUUUUUCGGAUCUUUUAUUUUAAUUUGGUAGAAAAAUCAGAAUUUCUUUUAUUUUAAUUGUUUUUUUCGUCGGAUCUUUUAUUUUAAUUUGGUAGACAAAUAUUAUACAGUAAAUAAUUAAAAAAUUACUUCAAAAUUUCGUUUUUCUAUCAUCAAAACUUCUUUUAAAAAAUUCCUUUCUAGGUGUAAACACUCCGAAUGGCAAAGUGGCAGUCUCGUAAUUUGGUAUUGUCUUUCUGAUUAUAUCUUUCAGUACAGAAACAGGACAUGGUGGGCGAUGGAGGGCGUUCAACGGUUCACAACUCGUCUCUUUCCGGUACCUCUCGCCGGAAAAUGCUACAGAACCGUCACAAAUCCGCCAUUUUGGACAACCCCAGUAAUCAAAUUCCAUCAAACUCGAAAACCCAUCUUCAAACCCCAGAUUUCUUACCCGAAACCCGCCUACACUCUUGACUUCAGUACCAGAAGAAGUCACAGUUCUUCUUCAACUGCUCGGGCCGGUUGGCUUCUGGGUUUGGGAGAGAAGAAGCAAAUCUUGCCGGAGAUUGUGAAAGCCGGCGACCCGGUUCUUCACGAGCCGGCCCGAGAUGUCUCACCUGAUGAAAUUGGGUCGGAGAGGAUUCAGAAGAUCAUAGAUGAUAUGGUGAUGGUAAUGAGGAAGGCACCUGGGGUAGGUCUUGCUGCUCCUCAAAUUGGAAUCCCAUUGAAGAUAAUUGUUCUGGAAGACACAAAAGAAUAUAUUAGCUAUGCACCAAAGGAAGAGACUAAUGCACAGGAUCGGCGUCCUUUUGAUCUUUUGGUUAUUCUGAAUCCAAAGCUUAAAAAGAAGGGUAACAAAAGUGCACUAUUUUUUGAAGGGUGCUUAAGUGUUGAUGGAUUCAGAGCAGUGGUGGAAAGAUACCUAGAGGUCGAGGUAACAGGUUUGGAUCGUUAUGGCCAGUCCAUUAAAAUUAAUGCUUCAGGAUGGCAGGCUCGCAUUUUACAGCACGAGUGUGAUCAUCUGGAUGGAACUCUCUAUGUUGACAAGAUGACCCCAAGAACAUUCAGGACCGUUGAGAACUUGGGUUUGCCUCUUGCCACUGGGUGUCCCAACCUGGGUGUUCAGUAGCUGAUGGUCUUAAAUAAGAUUUAUCAGUCAUAAACCUCUAGAAAGGUGCUCGAGAUGCAAUGGAACAAAAGCUUGAAAUUGCUUCCGGCAGCAAUUGGGUAUUUUGUUAAUUUGGGAUUUUUCCUCCCUAAAUUACCGGAAGAUUUGCAUUCAUUUUAGGAUAUUCCACCAGUUCUUGCGGAUGACAGAUGUUUAAACAUUGCAGAUGUUUUCAAGCAAUUAAGCUGCAUUACAUGGAGUGUUGUUUUGAAUUUAUUCGACAUUGAGCUUCAUUUUCCAAUACAUACUAGUUCUUCUUAGUAAUGACAUCCAAAUUUGAGUAUGAUGAUGUACUACUACCAACUUCAUAAAUGAUUAUCGAGAUAAUUUUUUUUCACAA